Molecule: messenger RNA, 1990 nt
Organism: Ictalurus punctatus (channel catfish)
Lineage: Eukaryota; Metazoa; Chordata; Actinopteri; Siluriformes; Ictaluridae
Product: peptidyl-prolyl cis-trans isomerase-like 4
Exons: 4
Coding region: 69-497 (142 amino acids)
Biological process (GO): protein peptidyl-prolyl isomerization
Cellular component (GO): nucleus
Molecular function (GO): peptidyl-prolyl cis-trans isomerase activity
Source: RefSeq, a predicted model, not a curated record
CGCUCUGCCAUAUCGGACACGCGCUUUGGUUCCGCGCAUGCGCAGUCCCGUCUGAAUUUUGAAACAGAAUGGCGGUGCUGCUAGAAACAACAUUAGGCGACAUCGUAGUGGAUUUAUACACCGAGGAAAGACCCAAAGCCUGCUUGAACUUCUUGAAGCUGUGUAAAAUCAAGUACUACAACUACUGCCUCAUUCACAAUGUCCAGAGAGAUUUUAUCGUCCAGACUGGAGACCCUACGGGCUCUGGCCGAGGAGGAGAGUCCGUGUUCUGUAAGCUGUACGGGGAUCAGGCGCGCUUCUUCGAUGCUGAGAAGGUUCCACGGAUCAAGCACAAGAAGAAGGGCACCGUCUCCAUGGUGAACAAUGGCAAUGAGCAGCAUGGUUCUCAGGUUCUAAUUUUAUAUAUAUAUAAUAUUUAUAUAUUUAUAUACACGUUAGUUUAUUUUAUGAAGUUAACACUUGCAUGUCUUGUGAUAUUGAUUGAUUUUCUUCUCUGAUAAACAUAAUUGCUUUAGUUUUUGUGUUUUAUAUGUUAAUACGCUCAUCGUUAACGACUUAAUUUUAAAAUAAAUAAAUAAACAUAAUGUAUUGUGUUACUGUGUUUGUAAUUCUUUAUAUUAUCUGUCUACUGACUGCGUCCUUUACAGGAAUACAUCAACUGCAUGAUAUUAUUAAAUGAUUACGUUUUUCCUCAAAUGUUUUUCCAGUGAAGGUUUUAUUUUAUUCUGUUUUUUAUUAUUAUUCACGAACCAGGUUUAAUAAUGUCCUUAACAAGAGACGACUGUAGCUACCGGUUUAGCGUUACACAGACUGCAUGUCUAUAUCAUGACACGUUCCGCUCAAAAACAUUGUUUGUGUCAGUAAUACAGUUUCACAAAAUGCAGAGUAAAUUCUAUUACAGACAUUAAAUACCCAAACCAAAUCUCUCUCUGUCUGUCUUUACUGUCAUUACUGAUAAAAUAAAGUGUGUUGGGUAGAGUAGGAGUUCUGUGACACGCAGAAAUCAGUCUGAGAGUGUUUAGUCUUUAAUAUAAUGAUGGACUGAAUCUGAAGGAAGAAAUGGUUAACAGAGGAGUGUUUAUAAUCUCUCCGUCUUUGUGCUCCUCCUCCAAAACCACCUCCUCAUACACACAGAGAACCAGGAAGUUCAUUUCAAAGGCUGUUAUUAGAGUUGUUUACGAUUGCUAUGACAAGUUUUUCAAUACAUUGAACAAUUUUCCUAAAUUCUUAAGUUAGCACAACAUCCGUCUGUGUAGGCUGUACAAUUAACACAUUUCUUGUUGCUUUGACACAAAACGCAUACAGUUAACACACAUUUAAAAUGCUUGAACUUCUUUUACACACGAGCUCAACCAAGACCGAAACAGUGGAUUUGUACUGCCAAAUGUACAAAUGCUUUCACACUGUAUGUCAGAACAGAUCACAUCAUGUUCUAAACCUAACUUAUAGGAUAAAGUCAAAGUGAACAGCUGUUCAUACUGUGAAUUGAAACACGUAUAUAUCCCCUGUAUUUUAUUCCACUGCUACUGAGAAACAGCUGAUUGAAGUUGGGCAAAUAGAUCAAUCACGGCUGAUUCCCAGCUAGGAAACACACUCAGGUGUUGAGCUUCUGUCAAUCGCAUGACCAUAUGGUAUACAGUAAAAGAGGACCUCUUUGGGCUGAUCUUGUGUGGAAAAGGAACAAUAUAGAGCAACAAAAAGUAAGAAAAAUGCCUGCACGAGGCAGAGGAAGACGAGUACCAGGACAAGGCAGAGGAAGACGAGUACCAGGACAAGGGAGAUGAGUGGGGCAAGGGCAAGGUUGAGGAAUACCUGGACGAGGACAAGGUAGAGAGAGAGGAGUUAGAAUGCGUGGUGGCGCACAGAGAAGGGCCAGAGCUAGGGUACCUGAUGAAAUAAGAGCUGCUAUCAUAGACCAUGUCAUAAUCCACUGGCUAUCAUACACAGAGGCUGGUGAAUGAGUACAACCAAAUCUCAACCAGGGGACACA